Linderina pennispora is the source of this 1603-nucleotide messenger RNA. RefSeq lists its product as uncharacterized. NCBI's taxonomy places the organism in Eukaryota, Fungi, Kickxellomycota, Kickxellomycetes, Kickxellales, Kickxellaceae. The transcript has 3 exons. The record is from RefSeq and is a predicted model, not a curated record. Bases 26 to 1603 code for a protein of 525 amino acids.
CGCAGGCAACUCAGGCAUCAGCCCGAUGCCAACCAUCCCCGAAGGCGACGUGUCGACGGCCGGCUCCAUAGCAGCCAUAGACUACAGCGAGAACAGCCAGCGCAACAGCGCAUAUGAGCCGGUGACACUGCCGCCGCACGCCAAGCCGCAUCUUGUGUUCUCGAUCCACCCACAGCAGCAGCCGCUCAAUGCGUUUGCACCCGUCGGCUCGCCGUCGUUCAUGUCAGCGCCAGCGCUGCUUUCGGAGACCGGUGGUGAGCCCGGCAACAUCGGAUCGUACUUCAACCUCGUUCUGAAUAACCAGCAGCAGCCGCAUACGCCCUUUUUGGCCACUUCGAGCCAGGCCGGGAUGGUAGUUACGCAGCCGGCCGGCAACAGUGCAGGGACACCGGGUGCCAGCACUGCGAUGGCGUCGCGGCUGAUCCAAGACAUGAAUGCAUCACUUGACAUUCAGAUGAUGCACAGCAUGCUGCAGCAGCAACAGCAACAGCAACAGCAGCAGCAGCAGCAGCAGCAUCUGUUCAGCCACGGAAACCGCAGCCAGGGGAACCUAGGCAGCACGACACCGGGCGUCAGCCAGGACAUAACCAUGGAAGCUAGCGAAGACACCGGCACGCAACAGUACCCGCGCAGCCACCGUUCCGACUCCAUCGACUUAACCAUGGCCAUGAACGGCAGUGCGGAGCCCGGCGCCGCAGCAGCGCAAGCCGCACAGGCAGCGCAGACGUCGUUUGCAGCGGCGACCGCGGCUAUGAUGAGCAAGCCCACACAGCCGCUCUCGCCAUGGCUACAAGAUCUCUCCGCGCUCGGGCUCCUGCCGCUUGCUACGCGCGACCCGCCUACCGAGUCUCAGCAGAAUCGGCGGAUCCCGCAGUUGGCGCUGUCGGCCCAUGCUGGCGACCUGCAGUCACGGCGCGACUGGCAGAUGCUGCAGCAGUAUACGCCGCAGCCCCUGGACAUGGGGCAGUUCCAGCCGCGCCCGCAGCUGGCGCAAAUCCCCGUCGGCCCGUCCACGGUUGGCGCCGAGUACCGGCGGCGCUUCAUGCCGCAAUUCCCUCUGGUGACCACAGCCAGCAUAGGUUCAGUGGUGCCACCAGGUUGCCGAUUCACUGCAAAUGAACCGGACCGCCAACAGCAUCGUCAAUUGCCCAGUGCCGCUGUGCGGCCCAACCCAGGCAGUCCAGCCGACAAGCCCGUGCAGGCGGACCUGACGCCGCCGGUGUUUGCGUCGAACCACAGUUCAUUUAACGGCAGCGCGAUUUCGCAGCCGCAGACGACGCAGGUUCUUUCGGCCAGCACCCAGGACCGCAACAAGGCGCCGCACUGGGUGGAUGCCAAUGUGUGGAGCUCGUGGAUUGCCGCAGCCAACGGCAAUGGCGAUGCGGCUACAUUGGCGCAGGCUACGGCGAUGGGCAUUACGCCGGGCAUUGGCGGCCCGCAGACGUUCCUGCCCCAGCAGCAGCAGCAGCAGCAGUUCAGCCAGCAGCGCAGCGAGAACGAGCUGCUGCAGAUGUUCGAUUCCGUGACUAGCGGCGGCGACCAGAUGACGCUGGACCAGCAGCUGGCCAUGAUGGAGUCGGUGCUCAACACCAAUGGCAAAUAA